Molecule: messenger RNA, 4974 nt
Organism: Nyctereutes procyonoides (raccoon dog)
Lineage: Eukaryota; Metazoa; Chordata; Mammalia; Carnivora; Canidae
Gene: SLC12A1
Product: solute carrier family 12 member 1
Exons: 26
Coding region: 230-3532 (1100 amino acids)
Biological process (GO): sodium ion transmembrane transport; chloride ion homeostasis; sodium ion homeostasis
Cellular component (GO): membrane
Molecular function (GO): sodium:potassium:chloride symporter activity
Source: RefSeq, a predicted model, not a curated record
AAGAACAUUCUGAAGAUUAUAUAGGGGACAAUGCAUCAAGAAUCUAUUUAUUGAGUCCUUCUAGAAUAAAAGCCAGGAACUCCCUAAUAUAAACACAUUAGUGUUUAUUUUGAGGAGGAAAUACAAAGAUUAAAAAAAGAAUAGACUAGUCCAAAAAAAAGAAAGAAAGAAAGAAAGAAAGAAAGAAAGAAAGAAAGAAAGAAAGAAAGAAAGAAAUCCACUUUGGAAGAUGUCUCUGAACAACUCUUCCAAUGUGUUUCUGGAUUCAGUGCCCGGUAAUAGCAAUCGCUUUCAAGUUAAUGUCAUAAAUGAGAGCCAUGAGAGCUGCGCGGCUGUGGAUAACAACACCGACCCUCCACAUUAUGAGGAAACUUCUUUUGGGGAUGAAACCCAGAACAGAUUCAGAAUCAGCUUUAGGCCUGGGAAUCAGGAAUGCUAUGACAAUUUCCUUCAGAAUGGAGAAACUGCUAAGACAGAUGCCAGUUUUCAUGCUUACGAUUCUCACACAAACACAUACUACCUACAAACCUUUGGCCACAACACUGUGGAUGCUGUUCCCAAGAUUGAGUACUAUCGCAACACGGGUAGCAUCAGCGGGCCCAAGGUCAACCGACCCAGCCUGCUUGAGAUUCACGAGCAACUUGCAAAGAAUGUGGCAGUGGCGCCCGGCUCGGCUGACAGGGUUGCUAACGGUGAUGGGAUGCCUGGAGAUGAAGAAGCUGAAAACAAGGAAGGGGAGGAUAAAGCCGGAACUGUGAAGUUUGGAUGGGUGAAAGGUGUGCUGGUAAGAUGCAUGCUGAACAUCUGGGGUGUCAUGCUCUUCAUUCGCCUCUCCUGGAUUGUUGGAGAAGCUGGAAUUGGUCUUGGUGUGAUUAUCAUCGGCUUAGCCGUGACAGUGACUGGUAUCACUGGUUUAUCCACCUCUGCUAUUGCCACAAAUGGAUAUGUCAGAGGAGGUGGGGCCUACUAUCUUAUUUCCAGAAGCUUAGGGCCCGAGUUCGGUGGGUCUAUAGGCUUGAUCUUUGCUUUUGCCAAUGCAGUGGCUGUUGCUAUGUAUGUGGUGGGAUUUGCUGAAACAGUGGUAGAUCUUCUUAAGGAGAGCAAUUCAAUGAUGGUGGAUCCAACCAAUGACAUACGGAUAAUAGGCUCCAUCACAGUGGUGAUUCUUUUAGGGAUUUCAGUAGCUGGAAUGGAAUGGGAAGCAAAGGCUCAGGUGAUACUUCUGGUCAUUCUUCUCAUUGCUAUUGCAAACUUCUUCAUUGGAACUGUCAUUCCAUCCAAUAAUGAGAAGAAGUCCAGAGGUUUCUUUAACUACCAAGCAUCAAUAUUUGCAGAAAACUUUGGGCCAAGCUUCACAAAAGGUGAAGGCUUCUUCUCUGUCUUUGCAAUUUUUUUCCCAGCAGCUACUGGGAUUCUUGCUGGUGCCAAUAUCUCAGGAGAUUUGGAGGAUCCCCAAGAUGCCAUCCCCAGAGGAACCAUGCUGGCCAUUUUCAUCACCACUGUCGCCUACAUAGGAGUUGCUAUUUGUGUAGGGGCCUGUGUGGUCCGAGAUGCUACCGGAAGCAUGAAUGACACCAUCGUUUCUGGGAUGAACUGCAAUGGUUCAGCAGCCUGUGGGUUGGGCUACGACUUCUCAAGAUGUCGACAUGAACCUUGUCAAUAUGGGCUGAUGAACAAUUUCCAGGUCAUGAGCAUGGUGUCAGGGUUCGGCCCCCUCAUCACUGCUGGCAUCUUUUCUGCAACGCUCUCUUCAGCCCUGGCCUCGCUCGUCAGCGCACCCAAAGUGUUCCAGGCUCUGUGCAAGGACAACAUCUACAAAGCCCUGCAGUUCUUUGCAAAGGGAUAUGGGAAAAACAAUGAACCCCUGAGAGGAUACAUUCUCACUUUUGUUAUAGCCAUGGCGUUCAUUCUUAUUGCGGAACUGAAUACCAUCGCCCCCAUCAUCUCCAACUUCUUCCUGGCCUCAUACGCACUUAUUAAUUUCUCCUGUUUCCAUGCCUCUUAUGCCAAAUCUCCGGGAUGGAGACCUGCAUAUGGAAUUUACAACAUGUGGGUAUCUCUUUUUGGAGCCAUUUUGUGCUGUGCAGUGAUGUUUGUCAUCAACUGGUGGGCAGCUGUCAUCACCUACGUCAUUGAGUUCUUCCUCUAUAUCUAUGUGACUUAUAAGAAGCCAGAUGUGAACUGGGGCUCCUCCACGCAGGCUCUUUCCUACAUCAGUGCAUUAGACAAUGCCCUGGAAUUAACUACCGUGGAAGACCAUGUGAAAAAUUUCAGGCCCCAAUGCAUUGUCUUAACAGGGGGACCUAUGACAAGACCUGCUCUCUUGGACAUUACGCAUGCCUUUACCAAGAACAGUGGCCUUUGCAUCUGCUGUGAAGUUUUUGUGGGACCGCGCAAGCUGUGCGUUAAAGAGAUGAACAGUGGCAUGGCAAAAAAGCAGGCCUGGCUUAUAAAGAACAAAAUCAAGGCUUUUUAUGCUGCAGUAGCGGCAGAUUGUUUCAGAGAUGGUGUCCGAAGUCUCCUUCAGGCCUCGGGCUUAGGAAGAAUGAAGCCAAACACUCUGGUGAUUGGAUAUAAAAAAAAAUGGAGGAAAGCUCCCUUGACAGAGAUUGAGAACUAUGUGGGAAUCAUACAUGAUGCAUUUGAUUUUGAGAUUGGUGUGGUCAUAGUCAGAAUCAGCCAAGGGUUUGACAUCUCUCAGGUUCUUCAAGUGCAAGAUGAAUUAGAGAAAUUGGAACAGGAGAGGCUGGCUUUGGAAGCCACUAUCAAAGAUAACGAAUGUGAAGAAGGAAGUGGAGGCAUCCGAGGCUUGUUUAAAAAAGCUAGCAAGUUGAACAUUACUAAGCCAACUCCUAAGAAAGAUAGCAGCAUGAACACGAUCCAAUCAAUGCAUGUGGGGGAGUUCAACCAGAAAUUGGUGGAAGCCAGCACCCAAUUUAAAAAGAAGCAAGGAAAAGGCACAAUUGAUGUGUGGUGGUUAUUUGAUGAUGGAGGGUUAACACUCCUUAUCCCCUAUAUCUUGACUCUCAGAAAAAAAUGGAAAGACUGUAAAUUAAGAAUCUAUGUUGGAGGGAAGAUCAAUCGCAUUGAAGAAGAAAAAAUUGCAAUGGCUUCCCUUCUGAGCAAAUUUAGGAUAAAAUUUGCAGAUAUCCAUAUCAUUGGUGACAUCAACAUUAAACCAAACAAAGAGAGCUGGAAAGUCUUUGAAGAGAUGAUUGAACCAUAUCGUCUCCAUGAAAGCUGCAAAGAUUUAACAACUGCUGAGAAAUUAAAGAGAGAAACCCCAUGGAAAAUUACAGAUGCAGAACUGGAAGCAGUCAAGGAAAAGAGCUACCGCCAAGUUCGACUGAAUGAACUCUUACAGGAGCACUCAAGAGCUGCUAAUCUCAUUGUUCUGAGCCUUCCAGUGGCAAGAAAAGGAUCUAUAUCAGAUUGGUUGUACAUGGCUUGGUUGGAAAUCCUCACAAAGAACCUCCCUCCUGUUUUACUAGUUAGAGGAAACCACAAAAAUGUUCUGACAUUUUACUCUUAAUAUGUGAAAGAUUGGAACACAUUUUAAUGUACGAAAAAUUAGGAAACAUGUUCUGGUACUUUAUGUUGUAAAUCUGAUCUAUGGAUUUACAAACCUCUGAGACAUUCUUACAGGAUUCCAUAGAAACUGUCAUUAUUUUUUAUUAGUUAUUGGGGGCUAUUUUUUUUCUAUCAGCUUAAGAGGGUAUCAAAGCUGAUAUCCUAGAAAUGCUACCCCUAGGAAAACAUCUUUAUUGUUGCUGUUGAUAAACAAGAAAAUUAAGGAGACCAUGCUGGCUUAUCCUCAUGAAAACCACCAACUUGAUUGUAAGCAUCUCCAGGCAAACCUAAUCUUGUGUUCGCUGCUAGGCCUUGGUAGAGGCCUCAGCCCCACAGCAGGUCCUCAUUAAAUGCUUAUUGACAGGCUAGUAGAGUAACUGUGGGUGGUUAUCAAAGGAAAAGACAGACUGGGCAGGAACCUCGAUUACAUUUGGCCUUCUGAGAGGCUUAUACCUACAAAGAAGAUUUGAAAAUCAAUAACUGAAAACUUUAAGAAGUACUUGAGUCUACAACAUGUUUAAAGCAGUUACCUAAAUAAGGUUAUUUAAUGUAACACAGCGUAUAUACUUAGAGUGAUCUGAGUGAUUAUUGAUAACAUAUGGCUUCAAUUUGCUGCUGACUGAAGAGUAUGUCAGCUGGAUCAGAAGACAACAAUAUUCAAAUUAGAUGAACUAGAUUCCAUUUUUAAUAUAUAGACUUUGUUUUGCCUACUAUUUUGAAAUCUCCAUCAUAGUAUUUCUUUGCAUAUUUGUUUCUAAUUAAGUGGUUAGCACAGAUGAGAUCUUCUUAGAUGUCUAAUUGAAAACCUAAUACCCAGAUUUUCAAACCAUUAUAAAGAAAUAUAUCCUGAAUCAUAUACUUAGUUACUCUAUAUACUGAUUGUAUGGAUUGAGAGGAAUAAUCUAAUGUGAAGUGGAGAAACUUACAAAAUUACAAAAUUGUGUGUUGUAGACAACAUACAAGAAUUGAUUUUUUUUAUUUUUGUUAAUAUUCCUAUAAUAAUCAUACUGAAAAAUCAACAAUUUUUUUUUCUGAUGAAUGACUUGAUUUUUUUUUUCUUAACACAUUUGACUGCUUAUUCUAACUGAUAAAAUACAAGGGAAACAAUGAACCUGAAAUAAAAGCAUUGAAAUUUGUAUGCUUUGGCCCAGGUCACAUUUUUGCUUUCAAGUUGAUGAAGAUCACCGUGCAACGGCAUAUCAGAUGUAAGCAUUAAAAAUUCAAUCAGUUGGGAUCCCUGGGUGGCGCAGCGGUUUGGCGCCUGCCUUUGGCCCAGGGCGUGAUCCUGGAGACCCGGGAUCGAAUCCCACGUCAGGCUCCCGGUGCAUGGAGCCUGCUUCUCCCUCUGCCUGCUUCUCCCUCUGCCUGUGUCUCUGCCUCUCUCUCUGUCUCUCUGUGACUAUA